GUAGUGUCUUUCCGGUAGCAAUAGUUUCUUGGCACCAUGUCAUAGAUACUUGAAUGAAAUACAUAAUCAAAUGUCUAUGUUAUGUAGAGGUACAUUGCCAUCUAGAAUAGCUGUUUUACCGAGGUAUUCUGUUACGAAUUCCUGCAUUCCAUAUCGCAUAUCGCAAAAUGGUCACUGUUUCCAGCAUUGCUUUCUACUGCGCUUAAGCACAGGAUCAUGGAUAAGGAGGACUUUUUCAACACAAAAUGAAUCACAUGGAAACUUUUUUACAGUUCGGGAUUCCGUAGAUUUCAGGUAUCUAGGAAUUGAGCCAGAAUUGCUAAAACAAUGGGAACUUUUUGAUAUCCAGUAUAUGAAGCCGUUUCAGUAUAUUAUGGCCAGAUGUAUACUGGAUACGCUCGGUUCAACUCAACAGGAUGUAUCUAAGCUGGAUACCAAAAAAUACAUCUUCUACAAUGAACCGAAUUCAGGAAGAACUACUGGGUAUCUAUUACCACUGUUGCACCUGUUAAAACAAAAGAAUAAUAAUAUCGACACUGUUUUGAUCAUUACGAAAAGUGGACAGGAAAGCCGAUCUUUAUGUGCUACGAUCACAGCAUUGGAUCCGAGUGCCAGGUGCUUGAUAAUUGAUUCAUAUAUUGAACCUGAAGAUAGUAACCCUAAGUAUACUGAUUGUAGCAUCAAUACUAUAUCUGGGAAUGCUGACCGAGAAACAGAAGCACUAUCUGCUUCUAUAAGCAGCUUUAAUGCACUAAAGGAAAUAACUAGUGACUCGGGGAGACACAACAUCUUAAUAGCUUCAAUAGAGCGAAUGGAAGCUGUACUACAGGAUACGAGAGUUUCUAAACAUCGAUUAGCACGGAUUGGAUGCGUUGUAUUCGACGACCUUUGCAGUUACCUUGAUAAGGGGGCUGUGGUAUCGAAUGUAUACCGUAGCAUACGUGCUGCACAGGUAUUCAGUAAUCAGUGCAGUGGAAUUCAUAAGAAAUCUCCUGUCAGCACUACCAAGACCCAAGUUAAUGCAAAUUUACAUACCGACAUCCAUGUCAUGUGCAUUGUUGGCAGUGUUGGCGAUGGCUUUUGCAAAUUCGCAACAGAGUACCUAGGAGGAUAUUGGUUGUAUGAUCUGAAAAAUGGAACUAAACAACGCAUCGUUGGCGAUGGACGUACUGACGCGGUCCGCCUGGAAGUUGAUCUUGAAUCAACACCAGAAAUCGUUAACCUUUCUUCCGGAACUGGACGCACUCAUCAAAUACCCAUAGAACAUUCAAUUUGUAAAGUACCAAGCACCAAGAACAAACGUGAUAGACAGUAUAUACUGGAGUGCUUGGUGUACAAUUACUUAAACCUGCCUACAUUCCACGUACAUCAUAUACUACCGCCUAUGUUAAAAAAACCGAGAACGCCAUACCAAUGUAUCGUUUUCGUAGCUAACAGAGCGCAACAACGGCAGUUGUCAAUGUUACAGGCAUUUAGAGAUAUAUCUGUUAGGCUGGGUUCUGACGUCACAGCUGAAGAAAGAGCAAGAAACCUCAACGCCUUCAGGGAGGGAACUAAACCCGUCAUGAUAGCAAGUGAUGCGUCUAUCGCCGGAUGUAUAUUCGAUAACGUCAGAUACGUUAUCAAUUAUAACCCACCGAAAUCAAUAGAGAUAUACCGUAACAGAGCUGGCAUUGCUGGAAAAAACACGGGGUCAGUAUGUAUCACCUUAUAUAAUAAACUGGAGUACAACGAGUUCAGUAAAAUCUUGAAAGCGCUAAAGAAACGCGUAUCCAUACAUACGGCGCCAUCACAGGACUACAUGUACCGGUAUAACGCUAAAUGGCUAGAAAGAUUCGCCAAUGAACUUAGCGCAAUGCAACCGGGGUUCAUAUUGCCGUUUGAAGAAAAGGCAAAGGAAUUAUUGCAAACCCAUGAUAUCAACGACUUGUUCAGCAAAACUGCAGCUAUUCUACUAGGCAUAAGCACUGGAGAACCCAUAUCGCAAACGUCAAUACUGUCAGAACGGCGUGGAUUCACUGCUGUCACGGUUUUUGAUGGCAGUGCUAAUGCUAGGUUAACCAUUGAUGAUAUAAAAUCAUUGGUUGCUAGGCAACUACCUGAUAUAAACAUGUCGAGUCUCUUUGGAAGGUAUGCCAGAACGGAAUCUGGGUACAUUGUUGACAUCAAUUCACAGUAUCUGGAGGUACUACUGAAGGCGGUAUCCAACGAACCGAAUAUAUGCUUUGAAAUUGCACGGGAACUACCACAACUAAUAAUGGGAGAAGAAGCUAAGUUAAACCGUGCGAAGGGACAUAUGUCAAAGCUACCGUGGCGUUAUUAUAAAAUACGAAGACUACAAAUGCAAAAGCGUAUGUUGUAACGCGUUCCAUGGAGUCACCAACGGAUCAACUGUGUCGUUGUGCUCACUAUCCAGCACAAG
Messenger RNA from Babesia bovis T2Bo, 2422 nucleotides. Its product is annotated as Helicase conserved C-terminal domain family protein. Gene Ontology annotation, biological process: maturation of LSU-rRNA from tricistronic rRNA transcript (SSU-rRNA, 5.8S rRNA, LSU-rRNA). Gene Ontology annotation, cellular component: nucleolus. The coding region runs from base 71 to 2362 and encodes 763 amino acids. NCBI's taxonomy places the organism in Eukaryota, Apicomplexa, Aconoidasida, Piroplasmida, Babesiidae. The transcript has 2 exons. The record is from RefSeq and is a predicted model, not a curated record.